GUUUUUCAGGACUCAAGAUUCUCAUUGGAAGGGUAUGCCAAAUUGCACCAUCAACAUAUCAAAUGUGUGUAAUACAGAGAACAGACCGGCAAUUUAUUUGUUGCUAUGAGAACACUAUUUUGUAUCAGAUAUUGCAGCCUUGGCGACGCAGUGUUUGUGCCUAUUUUGCACAUGUUUUUCAAUGAGUCCUCUCCCCCUGCGAUCCCCGGGAGAGACUUGGCUUCCUCCUGCACCCGGCCCACGACCGUUUUCGCUCCAGUUUCCCUGAGUUGCAGAGUGGCUCCGCUUAGGAGAGGGUGACGCCAGAGAGCCACAGGCCUGGCCCGGGUGGGGCUGGGGUGGGCGGAGGCUUUUCGGGGAGGGACAGGGUAACGCGCGGGGGGCCGCUAGGUCUGCACCCGGUUCUGGGGUGCACCUGAGACGGCGAAAAACAAAAACUAAAUAAAAUAAGUAAACAAACAAGGCAGCCUGCGUCCUUGACAGUCACAAUCAGGCCAAGGCGGGCUCUGGAACCUUAUUAAUAAAUGACUCCCCUGGGCCCAAAGAACGCCGGCCUCGGUUCUUGGGGGAGGCGGGUGUCGGGAGGGCCACCGCGUCGAGGGGCUUCCUCCGCCAGGUCCCGCUCGCGCGUCCCGCAGGGUUUGUGAUGGGUAUCUCCCAGGCGACGGGCUCCGCACCAAGAUGGCGGAGGAAAAGGACGCGGAAGGAACAGAGGCAGUAGUUGCAGAACUUCAUAAGAAGAUCAAAGAGGCAUUUGAAGUGUUUGACCAUGAAUCAAAUAAUACAGUAGAUGUGAGAGAGAUUGGGACAAUUAUCAGGUCAUUAGGAUGCUGCCCGACUGAAGGAGAGCUGCAUGACUUCAUUGCAGAGGUAGAGGAAGAAGAACCCACUGGAUACAUUCGAUUUGAAAAAUUUAUUCCAAUGAUGACCAGAGCACUUCUGGAAAGAAAAUAUAGACCAAUUGCUGAAGAUGUCCUUUUGCGAGCUUUUGAGGUUUUGGAUCCUGCUAAACGUGGGUUUCUGACUAAGGAUGAACUGGUCAAGUACAUGACUGAGGAAGGUGAGCCUUUUUCUCAAGAGGAAAUGGAAGAAAUGUUGUCUGCUGCAAUUGAUCCCGAAUCAAAUACCAUUCAUUACAGGGACUAUAUAACAAUGAUGGUGAUAGAUGAGAAUUGAAUGCUCCACAGACUUCCUUCUCCUCCUGUUAAGACAACUGUAAACAUUCCACUUCUAAUUGAAAGGAUACUUUGAAAAAUUGUUUGUCCU
Messenger RNA from Arvicanthis niloticus (Nile rat), 1266 nucleotides. RefSeq names its product dynein regulatory complex subunit 8 (gene Drc8). Gene Ontology annotation, cellular component: sperm principal piece. Gene Ontology annotation, molecular function: calcium ion binding. The record is from RefSeq and is a predicted model, not a curated record. Lineage: Eukaryota; Metazoa; Chordata; Mammalia; Rodentia; Muridae.